AAGGUUCCAUUACCACUCUAUACUUUCAAAAUUAAAUUAGGAUUAGGACAUGAAGGUUAUUAGGAAAAAUCACACUUUAAAUAUUACACUAUAAAUAUAUGCUCGUGUAAGAGGAAAUAAAUUAUUCUCCUAAUAAGUGUGAAGAAUUCAAUGAUAUAAUAUGAUCUUCAUUAAUAUUUGAUUUCAUAGUAUGCCAAAUUUAGGCGAUUUGAUUUUAUUUAAUUUUUAAAGUAGUGGAUUCAUUUACAUAUAUGAUGAUCAAAUUAGGAAAUUGAUUUUAUCUUAAGACUAAAUUAUGAGAUUUGAUUAUGCAUUUUUUAAUAUAAAAAUUUUUAUUUUAUUUAUAUAAUUCUUAAAUGAUGAUAUUCAUUUAGAUUUAGAUUUUAUUCUGAUUGUGAUUCAGAGAACUAUUCCACCAUUUUAAUAUCAUCCCCCCAGCCCAGCCUUUCCAGACCCGUCAAACCCUUUUGAAACUUUUCUCUUAUCUCUGCAGCCGCCAUGGUUGAUUGGUCUAAUCUGCCUACUGACAUUUUAUGGGAAAUCACUAAGCACCUAACGUUGCUUGAGGAUUUGGUUGCUUUUGGUUCGGUUUGUUCUUUAUGGCGAUUUGUUGCAAUUAUGGUAAAGCCGGAAUUUUUAUUUAAACUCACCCCGUGGCUGAUGCUGGCACCAGAGAAGCCCACCGAUGAACGCAGUUUUUACAGUAUUUCGGAGGAUUCAAUUCGAUACUUUAUUUUACCUGAAGUUAAUUCAAGAAGAUGUUUAUCUUCAAAGGGCUGGCUUCUAACAGUCGCCGAAGCAGAUUUAAAUAUGGCUCUUUUGCAUCCCUUUUCACGAUUUGAAAUUGAAUUGCCUCAUGCCAAGACUUUCGAAUACCUCCACCAUUUUCAUCGAGGCGGCCUUGAUCCGACUCUGUUUCAUGUACAGUUAAUUUCUAAAUUUGUCUUAUCAUCCAAUCCCAUGUGCACACCAGAUUAUCUGGUAAUGGUUCUUUAUGGGUAUAUCGGAGAAGUUGCAUAUUGUAAACAUGGUGAUAAAUCAUGGACCAAAAUUAAGUCUCCCCCUAUUAAAUACCCAAAUUAUGAUAUCACCUAUUAUAAAGGGCUAUAUUAUGUCAUCAACUGGUUAGGUCAAAUAAUGCAGUGCGAUCUCACUACAAACGUUUUAGUAGAAGUUGCACAAAUACCGCAUGAACAGCCUUCAAGCUCCACUUUGUAUAUGAUGGAAUCGGCAGGAGCAUUGAUUGUGGUUAAACGAAUGAUCUAUUAUGAAGACUCUGAAGAGGUGACUUAUGGAACUACUGGAUUCAAGGUUUUUCAAGUGGAAUUGAGAAAUAAUAAGUGGAGUGAGAUGAAGGAUUUGGGUAAUAGAACUUUGUUUGUGGGUUAUAAUUCUUCAUUCUCUGCGGAGUCUUGUUAUUGCAAAUCUAAUUGCAUAUACUUUACUGAUGAUUGUUUGGAACAGUAUAUCUGCAAGGGGGAAGGAGGGCAGGAUAUAGGAAUUUAUAAUAUGCUGGAUGGUAGCAUUGAACCGUGUUUUCAUUUCCAGGGCAGUUCAUACAGUCGUGUUAAUCCACCUAUGUGGGUUCAACAAAUUUAGGUUUAACUUUACUUUUUUCAAAUUUAAUAGAAUUUGUCUUAAGAGUAUAUGAAUUUCUAUUUGUUGUUGAUUUCUAACUAGCAUAAAUAGAGUUAUUAAUUUUAUGUUUUAUGUUUAUCUUUAUUUGGGAGAAAUAUUGUAUAUUA
Molecule: messenger RNA, 1745 nt
Organism: Mangifera indica (mango)
Lineage: Eukaryota; Viridiplantae; Streptophyta; Magnoliopsida; Sapindales; Anacardiaceae
Product: F-box protein SKIP23-like
Exons: 1
Coding region: 499-1599 (366 amino acids)
Molecular function (GO): protein binding
Source: RefSeq, a predicted model, not a curated record